AUGCACCUGCCGGGCUGCGCGCCAGCCAUGGCCGACGGGAGCUUCUCGCUCGCUGGCCACCUGCUCCGCAGCCCGGGCGGCAGCUCCUCGCGGUUGCACAGCAUCGAGGCCAUCCUGGGGUUUACCAAGGACGAGGGGAUCCUUGGCACCUUCCCGGCGGAGCGGAGCGCCCGGGGUGCGAAGGAUCGGGAUAGGAGGCUGGGCGUGCGGCCCGCCUGCCACAAAGGACCUGGAGGAGGCACCGAGCCGUCCCCUUCGCCAGCCCCGGUGCCCGUCUCGGAGUACGAAGUCUCUCGUCCCUGCUGCACCAAGGAGCCCGGGGAGGCGAGGCCCAGCCCAGGGCUGCCAGUUGGACCAGCAGCUGGCGACUCAAAGCUGUCUGAGGACGAGCAGCCCAAGAAGAAGCACCGGAGGAAUCGCACGACUUUCACCACGUACCAGCUGCACGAGCUGGAGCGCGCGUUUGAGAAGUCCCACUACCCUGAUGUGUACAGCCGCGAAGAGCUGGCGGGCAAGGUCAACUUACCCGAGGUCCGGGUCCAGGUGUGGUUCCAGAACCGUCGGGCCAAGUGGCGGAGGCAGGAGAAGCUGGAAGUGUCGUCCAUGAAGCUGCAGGACUCGCCCCUUCUCUCCUUCAGUCGCUCCCCGCCAUCGGCGGCCCUUGCGCCCCUCGGGGCUGGCCCGGGCGGCGGCAGUGGCCCUCCGGGGGGCGCCCUGCCCCUGGAGUCGUGGCUCGGGCCGCCGCUGUCCGGCGGGGGCGCCACGGCGCUACAGAGCCUGCCGGGCUUCGGGCCACCGGCACAGAGCCUGCCCGCCAGCUACACGCCGCCACCACCGCCCUUCCUCAACUCCCCGCCUCUGGGCGCCGGCCUGCAGCCGCUCGGGCCGCAGCCGCCCGCCUAUCCGUGCGCCCCCGGCUUCGGGGACAAGUUCCCGUUGGACGAGGCGGACCCGCGCAACAGCAGCAUCGCGGCGCUGCGCCUGAAAGCCAAGGAGCACAUCCAGGCCAUCGGGAAGCCGUGGCAGGCCCUCUAG
This is a messenger RNA of Castor canadensis (American beaver), 1035 nucleotides long. RefSeq names its product retina and anterior neural fold homeobox (gene Rax). Gene Ontology annotation, molecular function: DNA-binding transcription factor activity, RNA polymerase II-specific; RNA polymerase II cis-regulatory region sequence-specific DNA binding. Lineage: Eukaryota; Metazoa; Chordata; Mammalia; Rodentia; Castoridae. The record is from RefSeq and is a predicted model, not a curated record. Gene Ontology annotation, biological process: positive regulation of transcription by RNA polymerase II.